Vigna umbellata (rice bean) is the source of this 1133-nucleotide messenger RNA. The record is from RefSeq and is a predicted model, not a curated record. NCBI's taxonomy places the organism in Eukaryota, Viridiplantae, Streptophyta, Magnoliopsida, Fabales, Fabaceae.
AAUGGGCAGACACCUAUAAAUGGGCUUAUGUUGAUGUGAAGGAAGGGACACCUAGGAUUUUCUGCUCUGUCUGCAGGGAGUAUGGCCGGAAGCAUAGAAGAAAUCCUUAUGGGAAUGAGGGCAGCCGAAACAUGCAGAUGAGUGCCCUGGAAGAACACAAUAAUAGUUUGCUUCACAAAGAGGCUCUUCGUCUUCAAAUGGCCUCCAAAGAUAAAAUUGUGGUUGACAAGCCUGUUUAUGUAAAAGUUGCCAUGUCAAAAACGGCUGGAUCAAUUCUUGAAGCUACUCUGAAAAGGGACCCUCAUGAGGUUGAAUUCAUUCAAGCAGUCCAGGAGGCAGUUCAAGCCCUUGAAAGAGUCAUUGCAAAAAACUGUCGUUAUGUUAACAUCAUGGAGCGCUUGUUGGAACCUGAAAGAGUGAUUGUUUUUAGGGUUUCUUGGGUGGAUGAUAGGGGCGUCACACAUGUAAAUCGGGGCUUUAGGGUACAAUAUAACCAGUCAAUGGGUCCAUGUAGGGGCGGUAUUCGUUUUCACCCAUCAAUGAAUUUAAGUGUUGCCAAGUUCCUUGGUUUUGAACAGACUUUGAAGAAUGCCUUAUCACCAUACAAAUUGGGAGGAGCAGCUGGUGGGAGCGAUUUUGAUCCAAAAGCAAAAAGUGAUAAUGAGAUUAUGAGAUUUUGCCAAAGUUUCAUGAGUGAGAUGUAUCGCUACCUGGGGCCUGAUAAGGACCUUCCAUCCGAGGAAAUGGGUGUUGGUACUCGAGAAAUGGGGUAUCUUUUUGGACAGUAUAGACGUCUAGCUGGUCAUUUUCAGGUAAUUCAUACAUUCUCAAAUCAUAACUAUUUGGUAGAAAUAUUAAUAGUUUACUUUUUUCUUAUAUAUUUCCCCCUCUAUGCUUAUCCCUCAGAUCCGAGUUCCUUGAUGCACUUUUUGGAAAACCAUUUAUAUAGUAAACCUUAAAGGCCAAUAGAAAAUUGAAUAGAUAGAGCAAACAAAGAGAUAUGCAUCUUACAUUUGCGAUGCUAGACUAAGCCUUAUUUUCUACAUAUUUGUAAUUUCAUAAUCUCUUUAGUCGUUAGCUUAUUUCCUUUGAAGCACAAUGACGUACAAGUCCAAACAGCAAAAAAUAUCAUU